CCUGUCUCGAUGGGCCACUUCUUUCAAAUACGAAGAACUUUGAUGGCGGCCAAUCCAGCGACCGGGCUCACACCAGAACGUCUUCAUUGAUUCUCUUCAAUGUGUUCGCCUAGGAAGGGUUCCUUAUAGUGCCAUUGACCAUGCACUGUGGCAGCCUCCUAAGGAUAGAUACAUCAACAACCGCGUGUUGACGAUUGCCCAACCCCCUCAUCCUCUCAAGGCCGCCGGUCGAGGGUCCCUAUGACAUCCUCUGGCUCUCCGUCCCGUACCCUUUCUGGUCACGGCCAAAGUUCAGAGGCGUCUGAUGUUCUGCAGUAUCGCCAGAGCCAUGGCUCGACCCAGCGACAACAAUCAGGGUCCUCGGCCGCUUCAAGUGAAGCCGUGAGAGGGAAGAGGAGGUCAGAUGCUCUCUCUCCAAGCCGCCUGGAAACCCGCUCUUCUCAGACUUCGAGAAGUACCCGUGCCGAGAAUCGGUUCUCACAGAGGGAAGUCAGGACCCUUCCGCCAUGGAUUGACUCGCUCGAGGACCGCACGGAAGACCUGGUGGACGAAAAACCAUCCGACAGAUUGUUACCUUCUCCUUCUCGAGCACAUCCGGCACAGCAUCCUUAUACUCCGACGCAGCCAACCCGAAGAGUAUCCGAGGACGGAUUCGUUGAUACGUACGAUGACGCGUUACAUGGCGUGAGUGAGAAGAGGCCAGAUACAGGGCUCUUUGGAGUUCAUAGAGAGCCCGUGAGGGGUAGAAAGUGGGAUCAUGCCCGAGAAAGGGAUCCGGUCAUAAUGCGGCCCGACGUUCCCCCAAAUAGCUCGCCCUGGCGUUCGUAUCUCAAGUCCUCUAUGUAUGGGGGCUUGGAUGAGCCUGGUAUGCGCGUGGAUGAAGAAUUCUUGCAACAACAGACCCCCGGAUAUCAGAAACCCUGGAGGGGCGAUUUGGAAGACCACGCCGACCCCGAGUCGCUGGCGGGUCUUCUACAAAGCAAAAGGCAGAGGAAGUCUUUUCUUAAGCGUCUCCAGCAUAAUUUGUUGAUGCAUCCACUCGUGCCUCUCGUUUUCCGGAUCAUUGUCUUGACCACAUCGUGUGUCGCUCUCGGCUUGUCAGGAUCUGUCCACCAUUUGUCCCAUGAAUAUUCCUACACGCAAAACUCGUCUACAAUCAUGGCCAUUGUUGUAGAUACUAUUGCCAUCCCGUACAUUCUUUACAUUACCUGGGAUGAGUAUACGGGAAAGCCGCUAGGUCUUCGCUCUCCAAAAGCGAAGAUUCGCCUCACUCUUUUCGAUUUACUUUUCAUUAUUUUCGAGUCCGCAAAUAUAGCCUUGGCAUUCGUAGCGCUAGCCGAUGACAAUGGCAGUUGCAAAGACGGUGACACUACUGGGUAUAACAACAUAAUUUGCAAUAGAGUCAAAGCCUUGUGUGGGAUCUUGAUGGUGGCCUUGAUAGCGUGGGGUAUGACUUUCGCUGUCAGCAUCUUCAGGCUGGUUGAGCGUGUGGGUGGCCGAGAAGAGGGCGAUUGAUGAAGAAUUGGUCCUGGGUCUGAGUUUGGAUAAAGAAGUUCCAAUGCUUU
Amorphotheca resinae ATCC 22711 is the source of this 1565-nucleotide messenger RNA. RefSeq lists its product as hypothetical. The transcript has 4 exons. Bases 241 to 1515 code for a protein of 424 amino acids. NCBI's taxonomy places the organism in Eukaryota, Fungi, Ascomycota, Leotiomycetes, Helotiales, Amorphothecaceae. Gene Ontology annotation, cellular component: cell periphery; fungal-type vacuole. Gene Ontology annotation, biological process: positive regulation of catalytic activity. The record is from RefSeq and is a predicted model, not a curated record.